AUGCCCAACCUGCACGUCAAACCCAUCACAGAAGCCUACAUUGCCCGCUACUACUGCUUGAUAGAAGUCAUCAAGGCUGAGGCCAACAUAGAACCCUGUCUGCUGCCAGUAACUCGGAGCGAAUGGCUGUCGUGGGCCAACUGUGUUUGUUGGAUGCUCCAUGCUCUCUUCGAGUCCUACUGCAAGGCAAUCACCGACAACCCAAACACUGUCCCAUCGCCGUACUCCUUCAACGACGUCAUCAAAGUCAUGAUCUACAUCAACGAGGUCUUCCAGCGCCACAAGCUGCCUCACGACCCAGUGGGCACACUCUAUCUGACCAUUGCCUGGUCCGAGGAGUCCGUCCUGCAUCGACAGGCUCUUGACGAGCCUCUGGCUCCAGUCUCUUAUCAGCUCAACCCGCUGGCUUUGCCGGAGUAUUGUCGCUUGCCCGACACCUUCGAUCGCUUGGCUAACACUGUCCACCGCCUGAGUGAGGACCAGCAGGAGGUUCGUAGGACCCUCGGGUCGCUCUCUACGAGCAUCGCAGGACUGGGAGGGCGCGAUAGAGGUAUUAACUUCAGCGAGCCUGUUCGAGAUGUGGUCGGUAGUAGGGGAGGGUCCAGAGGUCGUGGUCAUAGCACCAGACACUACGUUGUAUGGGACUUUUGCUAG
This is a messenger RNA of Rhodofomes roseus, 654 nucleotides long. RefSeq lists its product as uncharacterized. Bases 1 to 654 code for a protein of 217 amino acids. The transcript has 2 exons. NCBI's taxonomy places the organism in Eukaryota, Fungi, Basidiomycota, Agaricomycetes, Polyporales, Fomitopsidaceae. The record is from RefSeq and is a predicted model, not a curated record.